Messenger RNA from Bactrocera oleae (olive fruit fly), 4038 nucleotides. RefSeq names its product Sex peptide receptor (gene SPR). Gene Ontology annotation, cellular component: membrane. Lineage: Eukaryota; Metazoa; Arthropoda; Insecta; Diptera; Tephritidae. The record is from RefSeq and is a predicted model, not a curated record. Gene Ontology annotation, molecular function: G protein-coupled peptide receptor activity. Gene Ontology annotation, biological process: G protein-coupled receptor signaling pathway.
CUCUGGAUCAGCUGUGACUUGUGCCCAGCGUUUGUGAUAAGAAACUGUUACCACUAAAUUUUUUGUGGAAGCGCUCGUCGUUCGUUGUUCGCUGCUUCGUGCUCGGCACUCAACACUUUGCACUUUGCCUCGACGCACAGCAACGGAUAUUUUUGAGGUUUGCCACACUUAUGUUUUGAACAAUAAAAUCAACGGUAUGUGAUUGUUUUGAUUCAGUUCAAACGAGUUUCUAGCGGUGCUUAGUCGCAUGCAGUAGCAGUUCUUUAACUGUGGCUAAUGCACAAAAUUCAAUUCAAAAUACCCUGUACGGUACAGUGAUUAGUCAUAUAAAUCCAAUAACAGAUUAAUUAAAUUUGCGAAAAUUAAGAAGACUGUGCGUGGAAAUUGGUAGAAUAACAUAAGUAUAUGUGUGUGUAAGAUUCCUUAGAGCUACUCAAGAUAGCUAAAAAUAUUACAUUAAAAUAUAAAAAUUAAUCAAGCUCGUUAAUGAAUUAAUAUUGAGUUCUCUAAACUAAAAACAAGUGAGCAAUUGAGUAACGAAACUGUAAAUUAAAAAAUUCUCGCUUUUGAGUGGCUAAAGAAUGUCUUCUCAAAUAUUUAACGGAUUGAAAAUUUAGGAAAACGUUUACUUGUGGAUUACGGCAAUUUUCUAGUGGCAUACUAAGCAAAUCACUACGCAAUAUUUAAUUUGUUUUGCAACGAAAGCUUAUCUCCAUGCAAAGGCUACACUAAUUUGAGGUGGUUUAAAAGCAUCUAACUUUAUUAUAUUAUAUUUCAAUGGAUGUACCAAGAAGAGAGAAAGUAAAACUAGCUUACCUAGAGCAACAGCACUGAAGGAGUGUUAAACUUUACGCCUAAAAUGGCCGAAACAAUGAGCACUGAGAUCCAAAGCGCACCGAAAUAAGCAGACAGUUGAAGCUAAGAACUAUUAAACUUUUAAACAUUUGACCAUAGGCUAUCAUAAAAGAGCACAGCAUAUGGUCAAGUUUUAAAAAAAUAUGAAUGCACAAUCCAACCAGAAACACAACACUAAAACUGCAAGCCUUGUAACAGAAACUAUAGCCGCCGUUAUGGCACCCAUUUUGGACACGAGUAAUGCGUCUUAUGUGGCUACAACUUACAACGUGGACGCCGCAGCAACAACAGCGAUAGCACUACCCUAUUGGAGUAGUGAUGGUGGCGAUGAGGGCGGUGGCAUUGGCAGCGCUGCAGCUGUUAGUGGUAGCUAUAGUGCACUCAGUUCGACAGUGGGCAGUACUCACGCCUAUAAUGACACACUGGCGGUGGAUUACAAUUCGAGCGUUUAUUAUGAGUAUCCGCCACCAUGUUUGUCCUUCGACGAGGCGGCAAAUGCAUCAUAUUGGAAUGUGACCUGCGAUAAUGCGUUGGAAUAUGGACUACCUUUGUAUGGUUAUUGUAUGCCCUUUCUACUGAUCAUAACAGUAGCGGCGAAUUCGUUGAUUGUGCUGGUGCUAAGUAAGAAACACUUGGCCACACCUACAAAUUUAGUUUUAAGGGCUAUGGCGAUAUGUGAUAUGCUGACAGUGAUAUUUCCGGCGCCGGGCCUCUGGUAUAUGUACACAUUCGGCAAUCAUUACAAGCCGUUGCAUCCGGUAUCAAUGUGUCUGGCUUAUUCUAUAUUUAACGAGCUUAUGCCCGCUGUUUGUCACACGGCGUCCAUUUGGCUGACCUUGGCACUGGCUAUUCAAAGGUACAUCUACGUGUGUCACGCUCCCAUGGCACGUACAUGGUGCACCAUGCCACGGGUCAGACGAUCAACAAUCUACAUCGCCAUCGCCGCUUUCUUGCAUCAGCUGACCCGGUUUUUCGAUCGCACCUACUUCCCGAUCACAAUCGAGUGGAACGGCCAGCAAACUGAGGUGUGCCAUGUGGAAACCUCCGCAUGGGUAUUCAAUUACAUCGGGGAAGACCUCUACUUUUCCAUAUACUUUCUAUUUCGAGUAGUGUUUGUGCAUGUGGUACCGUGCAUCUUACUCGUCACGCUGAAUGUGCUGCUCUGGCAAGCAAUGGAAGAAGCUAAGGAACGACGCAAAGCGCUCUUCCGCGAUAAUAAGAAAGUAGAGAGCCGCAAGGUGCGCGACAGCAAUUGCACCACAUACAUGUUGAUUACGGUCGUCUCGGUCUUUUUAGCUGUUGAGAUACCCAUAGCCGUGGUGACGGUACUGCACAUCUUCUCCUCGUUAAUGGGCGAAUUUCUAAAUUAUCGCAUGGCCAAUAUAUCCAUUAUGUUUACGAACUUCUUUCUUGUAGUCAGUUAUCCGAUCAACUUCGGCAUUUACUGCGGCAUGUCGCGCCAAUUUCGUGAAACCUUCAAGCAUAUAUUUUUCGAACGUUUUCUCACUAAAAAGGAUGCUUCAUCGAAAUAUUCCAUUGUCAAUGGACCACGCACCUGCACCAGCACUAAUGAGACUGUGCUCUAGUAAAUGGUGAUGUGGGUACCGUUUCGCAGCGCUGCUGCUGGCGGCGCGAAAAAAUGGCGAAAUGGUGCAAUGGCCACUGAUGUGGCGAAUAAAACGCGACGGCGUAGUGAAUACAAAACGAAUAUUGAUAUUAUAGCCGAAGAGUCGGUUGUGGUUGUGGUGGCCGCACAAGAGGUGGCUAGGAAUGAGGUUAGAGUGCUAAAUGAGGAAGGUGAGCGCGCGAAAGUUUCGGUUUAAGUACACAUACGAGUAAUUAGUGGCGGAAAUACGUAGGUAUUUAAAGUAUAUUUUUACACAGCAUAUUUGAAAUAUAAAUAUAAGAUUAUUCAAAAGCAUAAAAAUUGUGAAAAAAUAAAAAUAUUUGUACAUACUACAGGCAUAUAUUAAGUAAAUGCUUAGCUCGAAAUUAGUUAAUCGAUGUCUAUUAAGCACCUUUUAUUAUACGUUUUGUCAUUGUUAUUAUGUAUAUGUGAAAUACCUUAGAAUAUUUAAGCUACCAACUCAAAUGUAUAUAUAUCACUUGUCACACGCAACAGACCUUUUGUUAUCUGAAGGCUUAAUUUAAUGGAUAGCCUUAAACCACAUGCAGCACAAUUACAGCUACUUGUGUAUAUAGUGACAUGAGCACAUUUCUUUAAAAAUAUAUUUAAGCUUGCAGUAAACUGUUCAUAGUAAUUGCGACUAAGUAAGCCUUUGCUAGGAUAAAUAGAAAUAAUAAUUUGUGGAAAUAAACAUAUAAAUCUGAUGGCUUACACACUAGACGACUUAAAACCAAGUGUCGACGUAAGCGCGGGUUUACUCUUAGAAUAUUUUGUUCGUAUUUAACACUUAUGUAAGAUUGUUCAAAUACUAACUUUAAUGGAACCUAUUUAAAAAUGAAAUUAUACGAUUUUAUAGUUAAGAAAAAAAAAAAAUGCACUUGAAAUUAUAGUGUGAAAGUGUAGAAAGAAAAUUAACAAAUACUCAUUUAAAUUUGUAAACCUGCUGAGCCCCUACGUUUACCGAUUUAAAUGAUUAGCGAUGAGCAUGUGCAACCGUGUGUACUUACGUGCCUAAGCAUGUAGUUGAGUGUGUCUGUAUAACCGUUAAGAGAUGAUAGCUACGUUUUAAAUAUAACAAUUGUGUUUACAUACACACAUACAUAGAUAUAUAUUUAACCAAAAUAUAGUAAUAUGAGUUGAAAUCUUAACAAUUAAGGAUUUGUAUGUAUAUGUUAUGAACAAGGCUGUAAGUAAAUGCUAAAUAUACUUUUUAACGAAAUCAAAAAAUAAACAAAGAAUCUUAAAAUUUAGUAUUUCUGCAAUUUCAAUUAUUGUAAAUACUUAUUUUAGCUAUAUAAAUGCUAACCCAUAAGAAAAAACACACGGGAUGUAAGAAGAAUUUGUGGAGGUGGCAUGCAACUCUGGCAUAAUCUUUAAUAGUGUUUGAUAAAAAUAAGAGCUGGCGAGAUAUUGAAUGCGAUUGUCAUGGAAUGGAAUGGAAUAUUUACGAAUACUUUUAAGCUGCGAUAAGUCUAAAUAUAGAAACCAAACUAAAUAUUGUAAAUGUUGCGCAGAAUUGCGAAAUAAAAUUUCAAACUGGUGUGAAUUACGAUCUA